GGGAAUCGUGUAAUUAUUCGGAACGCACACCCUGCGAUCGCGGCACAACCGAUAAUUUCAGGAGGCCUCUUUUCCGAAAUUUCAAACAAAAAGAAUGGGUUCGAUAGACACACCGACGAAAGCAGAGAACGGCUUAGCCCCAACCCUAAACGGCGACCAACACCUGCCCGGCGGUGACGGACCUCUGACUCCGCCUCCAGAUUCCGGCAGAUCUCAGCCAGAAAAUGACACUUCUAGAAAGAGACGAUCGAGUAUGCUUCCUCUCGAGGUUGGUACUCGCGUCAUGUGCCGUUGGAGGGACUCGAAGUAUCACCCGGUCAAGGUCAUCGAACGGCGGAAAAUGCAGAUCGGAGGGCCCAACGAUUACGAGUACUACGUUCACUACACCGAAUUCAAUAGGAGGCUUGAUGAGUGGGUUAAACUUGAACAACUUGACCUUAAUUCAGUUGAGACUGUUGUGGAUGAAAAGGUGGAGGACAAGGUAACAAGCUUGAAAAUGACGCGCCACCAGAAACGCAAGAUUGACGAGACACAUGUAGAGGGCCAUGAGGAACUUGAUGCUGCCAGCUUGCGCGAACAUGAAGAAUUCACGAAAGUUAAAAAUAUAGCAACUAUAGAACUUGGAAGAUACGAGAUUGAGACAUGGUACUUCUCCCCCUUUCCACCAGAAUACAAUGACUGUUUGAAGCUGUACUUCUGUGAGUUUUGCCUCAAUUUCAUGAAACGCAAAGAACAGCUUCAGAGGCAUAUGAAGAAAUGUGACCUCAAGCAUCCCCCUGGCGAUGAAAUAUAUCGAAGCGGUACCUUGUCAAUGUUUGAGGUUGAUGGAAAAAAGAACAAGGUUUAUGGACAAAACCUUUGCUAUCUGGCGAAAUUGUUCCUUGAUCACAAGACCCUCUAUUAUGACGUUGACCUGUUUCUCUUUUAUGUGCUGUGUGAAUGUGAUGAUCGAGGAUGCCACAUGGUUGGCUACUUUUCGAAGGAAAAGCAUUCAGAGGAGUCCUAUAAUUUAGCCUGCAUUCUCACUCUUCCGCCCUAUCAGAGGAAAGGCUAUGGGAAGUUCUUAAUUGCAUUUUCCUAUGAACUGUCCAAGAAAGAAAAUAAGGUUGGCACACCUGAAAGACCCCUUUCAGAUCUAGGGCUGUUAAGCUACAGAGGAUACUGGACACGAGUUCUUUUAGAUAUUUUGAAAAAGCACAAGGGAAAUAUCUCUAUCAAGGAGCUUAGUGACAUGACAGCCAUUAAGGCAGAGGAUAUUUUGAACACCCUUCAGAGCUUAGAAUUGAUUCAAUACCGGAAAGGGCAGCAUGUCAUUUGUGCAGAUCCCAAGGUCUUGGAUCGUCAUCUGAAAGCCGCAGGUCGUGGUGGUCUUGAGGUUGAUGUUAGCAAACUAAUAUGGACUCCUUAUAAAGAACAAGGUUGAUGGUUACCAUCUAGAUCGUGGCGGACUUGAUCUUGAUGUUGUCUUUGCUGUCUAGCUUGACCUGUGGCGGUCUUGAGGUUGAAGUUGUCUUUGCUAUGUAGCUUGACCUGUGACUCGUCUGUAUAAAUAAAAAAUUUAGGGUAUGAAACCAGUAGAAUAUUAGAUCUCUCAACCAUUUGUUCUUGAAUGUCUUGGUGUACAAGUCAUUUUUGUAAAUUUAUUAACAAAAAGCUGAUCCAUAUAUAGCUGGUUGUAAUGAGGAAAUGUAUGAUACGAUGCUGGACCCAGUGUACUACUUGCUUACUGAAUAUUUUUUUUUUUUUUUUUU
Messenger RNA from Cornus florida, 1751 nucleotides. RefSeq names its product histone acetyltransferase of the MYST family 2-like. Lineage: Eukaryota; Viridiplantae; Streptophyta; Magnoliopsida; Cornales; Cornaceae. Gene Ontology annotation, molecular function: histone acetyltransferase activity. Gene Ontology annotation, biological process: regulation of DNA-templated transcription. The transcript has 9 exons. Bases 95 to 1423 code for a protein of 442 amino acids. The record is from RefSeq and is a predicted model, not a curated record.